AUGCGAUGCCCUCUUCUCGAUAUUGAUGGCUAUCCACUGUCCAGAAAAUUAGGGUUCCCGAUGACAUGGUGCGAAAUCGACCGGGACCUUAAAUUCUGGUGCUGGGGUUCGUGGCAGCCACUCAGCGAGCCGGGCCCGUGUCCCCUGGUGCUGGAUCCUGUUCAGGUCAGGUAUUGCUUAAACAGCCAGUUGGGAGUCUCAGACGCACGUCUACCCAAUGCUAGGCAGAGCGACCAAUCGCUACCAUGCGGCGAGCUCGAGACGGACGAUAAAGCGUCGCCUUACUUUUUGGAUCCCACACGCCUAUGUUGGGGAUCCUUUGGACCCUGGGACCUCCCAUCUUACGGGACCAUUCAUCAGUCCCGGGACCAGAACAAUCACAGAACGUUCUGA
Histoplasma capsulatum G186AR is the source of this 393-nucleotide messenger RNA. RefSeq lists its product as uncharacterized. Lineage: Eukaryota; Fungi; Ascomycota; Eurotiomycetes; Onygenales; Ajellomycetaceae. The record is from RefSeq and is a predicted model, not a curated record. The transcript has 2 exons. The coding region runs from base 1 to 393 and encodes 130 amino acids.